This is a messenger RNA of Linnemannia hyalina, 855 nucleotides long. The record is from the annotation of a GenBank genome assembly. NCBI's taxonomy places the organism in Eukaryota, Fungi, Mortierellomycota, Mortierellomycetes, Mortierellales, Mortierellaceae.
AUGGGUCCACCAACAUCAACCACCCCAGGAACCGGCGCACAAGCACGCAGUCACCUCCUCAACACCGCCUACAACAACGCCAACAACAAUAACGGCGACGACGAUAACGACAACACCAUCUACUACAACUCCAACCGCCGCCCUGCCACCCCCGUUCCAGUCUCAAUCACAGACUUUCGUCUCUUUGACGGCGAAAACUCUCCCCAAAACAUAGCCGUCUACGGGUUCGGUUUGGGCGCUCUCUUUGGAGGAAGUGUGAUCCUGGCCACUAUGGUCGGUACCUCGAUCCCACAGUUCUGGCUUUUCCUUGCAGCUUUGGGGGUCUUCCAUUCGUUGGAGUAUAUUGCCAUUGCACUGUUCAACCCCACAAAACUUAAGCUCGAUUCAUUUUUGUUGAACCACAGCCCGGAGUACUCGGCAGCAACAGCCGCAGGAAUCACAGAAUUCCUGAUCGAACUCUAUUUCUUCCCACAGCUCAAGUCCUGGGGCCUGCUGAACAAGAUCGGACUAGUCAUGGUGAUCAUUGGUCAGGCAGCCCGUACCUUGGCCAUGUUCUCUGCCAAAUCCAACUUUUCGCACCACGUCGAGUUCUAUAAGGAGGAGCAUCAUGUUCUCGUCACCGACGGCAUCUACAGCCUUCUGAGGCACCCUUCCUAUUUCGGGUUCUAUUACUGGGCCCUGGGUUCUCAGUUGAUGAUGAUGAACCCCGUCUGCAUUGUCGGCUUUGCAGGAGCGUUACACCAUUUCUUCUCAGAGCGCAUCCAGUACGAGGAGCAGUGCUUGGUCCGUUUCUUUGGUCAGUCUUAUCGUGAUUACCAGGCCAGGACACAUACCGGCAUUCCUCUCAUCAAGUAA